UUUCUCCUCAGUUUACCUGCUCCAGUAAAAAUGGAACUGUUGAAAGGUGCUUACGCUGAUAUAGCCAGUGAUGAAAGUGGAGGAAGUAAUACAAAGAUCAAAGAAGAGAUACUAACCAGCAGUGAAUAUAAUCUGCCUGGUAACUAUUUUCCUGAGGAAGCUGCAAGAAGCUGCAAGGGUGCAAGCGAAGAAGAACGAGAAUUCACUGUGACAUUGGAUGGCAGUGGGAAGAAGCAUGUAGUGAGAGGCAGGGUCUGCGACAGCGUGCUUACUGCUCUCAAGGCUACUCAAAACAUUCGUGCCUGGAUUGACAGAAAGGGGAUGGAAGAGUUCUACUUAUUAGAGAAGAAGCAGGAUUUAAGUGUCUCCAUCAAUCUGGGGAUGCCUUUGAAGUAUGUACCUGAAGGCUCACAAUUUGAAAUGAAGCGAUACAAGCUAAAGAAAAAUGAGGAAACUAACCAAUCAUGGUAUCGCCAAUAUGAUGGUAGAGAAGAAUGUGUAUUGUUCUAUGUCUGGGGAACCAGUUCUAGAAUGCAAACCUGUGGGGCACAAAGCCGUAGGAUAAUUAGAUGCCCCAAGGUGCUUGAAGAAUACUGCCUCUUUUGUAUCUUUGCUCCCAAAGAAGAAUUAGCAAGUGAUGCCGUGUGCAAUGAUGGCCGCUUUCUGCCGAUGCUAGAAAAAAAGAAUUGGGUACUGAUGGAAGGUUCAAAAUGCAGAGAGAAGAACUUUCCAGUUGAAAGCUUAUCAGGUAUGACUUUUGAAAUUCAGGUGAUGACUGAGACGGGUGCCACAUGCAGUGAUGGUCCACGUGAAAAACAGAAGCGUUUACCUUGUAAGAGGCAGCUGAAGGCUUUUGAAAAGCAGCAGCAGGACUCAGAGCAGGGCCAGCUGAAUGCUUUUGAAAAGCAGCACCACCACCACCACUACUUUCACUUUGAGCAGGGCCAGCUCAAUACUUUUAAAAAGCAGCAACAGCAGCAGUACCUUGAGCAGCAUGUCCUGGAUUUGUAUCCUAAGCUGAAGAAGCAAGGAAAAAUAAUUGACAAGUUUUUAAGAGAUCGCCAGUUGCAACUUAAGGAACAGUCUGUCUUUGAAGUUUAUAAAACAGACUUUAGCAAGAAGAUAAAUGACUCUCUUUCAGUCAAGUUUGUGAAGACUCUUGCUAACCAUAGUCAGUCAGUUGGGUAUAUAAGUUGGAACUGGGGUGCAUCAGGGGGUUGCGCAACUUGCUUUGUUCUCACUGGUAGAUAUAUACUAACUUGUCACCAUGUAGUAAGGGAUAUAGUUGGAGAAGGAAUUGAAGAAAAGGACUGGGGAAACAGAAUUAAGCAGUCAGCCCGUGUGACUUUCUCUUAUGAAGAAAUGCAUCCUAGUGAAAAUAACUGGUUCUUAUUUGAGGACUGGUUUGAAAUAUCAGAUAAGGAUCUUGAUUUUGCUGUCCUGAAAUUGGAAGAAAAUGAAAGCAAAAAUCCUCUUCCACCAGGAUUGCUGCAAUUAUUUCCCCCAGCACCACUAGACAGUCCCCUUUUUAUCAUAGGUCACCCAAGUGGAGAAACCAAGUCUAUGGAUGUCUGUUUUCUUAUUGAUAUAUUGGACCGCUCCCGUGAAUGUAUAUCUCGUUGGACACAAGGCAAGGAAAAGGAAUGCUGCAGCAUCAAUAUGUAUAAUCCAAAAGAUUUUGAAGCAAUGACCAAUCCUAAUAUGGUCACUUACGAUACCUCUUUUUUGGGGGGAUCAUCAGGUUCACCUAUAUUUGACAAACGUGGUCAGCUUGUUGGUUUGCAUGCUGCUGGAUAUCUUUAUAAAAUGAAAAACGAAGACUGCAGUGUAAUUGAAUUUGGCUAUUUAAUUCAAUCAAUCCUUUUAAAAAUUGAAUCCAAGUUUAAAUCUCAGUAUGAUGCUAUAAUUGCUCCUGCUUGUUUGACCGGUCCUGGUGCAAGAGAAGAUAUCUCACAUGUUGAAACAUCUCUGAAUGAGGAAGAAAUGGAUUGUGAUUAAUAUUAUAUUGUUAAAGUCCAACCCACUUCUCCAAAAAAUGAAAUUGCAUGAGGGAAAUUAUUUGCCAAAGUUCUGCUUGCUGUGAAUUUAUAACAGUUUGUAACAGUUACAUUUAUUUUCAGAUAUGUAGGCUGAGCAUAGUGGCCGUUCUACAUUAAAUUCUCUAACAAAUCCCUCAAAGUUUAGUGCUCUCCAUUGCACUUUUAGAGAAUUUUAGCAUAAAUUCUUUUGUAAUCAUGUCUCUAUCCCAGCUAUUUGUA
Molecule: messenger RNA, 2258 nt
Organism: Candoia aspera
Lineage: Eukaryota; Metazoa; Chordata; Lepidosauria; Squamata; Candoiidae
Product: serine protease FAM111A-like
Exons: 2
Coding region: 31-1998 (655 amino acids)
Biological process (GO): DNA replication
Cellular component (GO): chromatin; nucleus
Source: RefSeq, a predicted model, not a curated record